Molecule: messenger RNA, 5181 nt
Organism: Neoarius graeffei (lesser salmon catfish)
Lineage: Eukaryota; Metazoa; Chordata; Actinopteri; Siluriformes; Ariidae
Gene: zbtb44
Product: zinc finger and BTB domain containing 44
Exons: 6
Coding region: 358-2325 (655 amino acids)
Biological process (GO): regulation of transcription by RNA polymerase II; positive regulation of gene expression
Molecular function (GO): protein binding; RNA polymerase II cis-regulatory region sequence-specific DNA binding; DNA-binding transcription factor activity, RNA polymerase II-specific
Source: RefSeq, a predicted model, not a curated record
AUGUAAACAUCAACUGGCCCAGAAAAGGAGCUGUAGCUCCGAUACGGCAAGAUAUAGAUAUAUUUUUUUAAUAUACCGGGUACAUUUUCAAAGACUUUUCUCGGUACAAGUUACAGCAGUUAGUCACGACGGGCAGGAAUGUGACGUUUCCCCCUGAAAGAAAAGGGGAGCGAACUCCUGCUGAAACUGCAGCACCAAUGAUACCACAGCCGACCUAGCUAGCCCACGCUAAUAUGGAUAGCUCUCUGGUUAGCUUCAUGCUCACGUAAUAUAUAUAUAUAUUUUUUUUUUCUUGACAAACCUUCGUGUUUAUCCUGCUUUCGUGAAAAGGAAAUCCAUCCUUUAUCAGUGACAAAGAUGGGAGUGAAGACGUUUACACACAAUUCACCCAGUCACAGUCAAGAGCUGUUGGACAAGCUCAAUUCGCUGCGCAGCGAGGGCCAUUUCUGCGAUGUUACUAUCCGUGUUCAGGGCCAGCUAUUCUCUGCCCACAAGGUGGUGCUGGCUUGCUGCAGCGACUUCCUCAAAGCUAAGCUCUCGGGGAAGCCAAGCGAGGACGAAGCCAGUGCAGAGGACAAUAAGGCAGUUCUGGACCUCCACCAUGUUACAGUAGCGGGCUUCGCUCCACUGCUGGAAUAUGCCUACACAUCCACACUGUCUAUCAGCACGGAGAACAUCAUCGAUGUCUUGGCUGCCGCCAGCUACAUGCAGAUGUUUGCAGUGGCCAACACUUGCUCAGAAUUUAUGAAGUCCAGCAUCUUGUGGAACUCAUCCUCAGCUUCCAGUAACACCGCCACUCUUCACCGGCCCCAGGAAGCUCCAGAAGGCGCCACAACUUGCACUCUGACUCCCCUGGAUGCACUUUCACCCUCGCCAGUGUCUUCAGAAUGCAGUGCACCUGAGCGGCCUGUCCCUGUGUGCCGUGAGUCACGCCGCAAGCGUAAAAGUUUCGCCAGCCCACAACCAACCUCCUCUUCCUCACCACAAGUCCCAAAUCCUUCACCUUCAUCAUCGUCCUUCCCCGAGAGCUCUGCUCAGACCCUGGAACCUUCCCUUGCUUUUUCUUGGACUUAUCCAUUUGGUGUAGACCGCCGCUUCACUUCAGAAAAAGCCAAACUUCCUGAGGGGUUGCUGGAGUCUAGUGCAGCAUCCGGACAAGAUGGAGGCAGUCGGGCACUUGUGGAGUACUUGUCCUGUGAGGGCCCUCGGGCGCUGGGUGUGGGUGGGACAGUCGUGGUAGAGGAGGAAGAGGAGGAUGUGCAAGUGAAGGUGGAGAGGCUAAGUGACGAAGAGGCACACGAAGAGGCAUCACAGCCAGUCAGUGCCUCGCAUGGCUCGCUGACUGACCAGCAAAAUGUGCCUGGCAGUGAGCACACCCAGGAGGAUCUGCUCAUCAGCCCUCAGUCUUCAUCCAUAGGCUCCAUGGAUGAGGGGGUGACCGAGGGCCUCCAGUCCAUCCAGGGCACUCCAAACACCACUGGCCACAUGGAGGAGGACGAAAGGUUGGAAAAUGUUCAGUACCCUUACCACCUGUACAUCAGCCCUUCCACACGCCCGGGACUCAACGGGCCAGAGCGGCCAUUCCAGUGCCCCACAUGUGGAGUUCGCUUUACUCGAAUCCAGAACCUUAAACAGCACAUGCUCAUCCACUCCGGCAUUAAGCCAUUCCAGUGUGACCGCUGUGGGAAAAAGUUCACACGGGCCUACUCCCUAAAGAUGCACCGUCUGAAGCAUGAAGGUAAACGCUGUUUCCGGUGCCAGAUCUGUAGCGCCACAUUCACAUCCUUCGGUGAAUAUAAGCACCACAUGAGGGUGUCCCGCCACAUCAUCCGCAAGCCUCGGAUUUACGAGUGCAAAACGUGCGGCGCCAUGUUUACCAACUCCGGCAAUUUAAUCGUACACCUGAGGAGUCUGAACCAUGAGGCAUCAGAGCUAGCAAACUACUUCCAGACCAGUGAGUUCCUCCUCCCAGACUACUUGAGCCACAUGCAGGAGGAAGAGGAGGAGAACCUGGCCCAUUUUGAGAUGACGGAGCAAGCCUUUGAUGUCACCGCCACCUCCUCCUCCUCUUCUUCCUCAGUACAAACGCCCGUCAUCUCCCAGGUCUCCUCAACCAUGAACUACGACUCGCGACCCUCUGCUUCUAUGGCCCAGAAUUCACCAGGCUCUCGAGCAGGCCAUGGGAGUGAGGAGGGAACACUAGGAGAGGAGGCAAAAAACACCACAGCUGUCACCUCUUUACCAGAGCCGGAGAAAGAGGAAAGGGAGAAAGAGGGUGAGGGACAGAACCAAAAGAAAGCACUUAUGUCAAUUACAAUCGAAUGAGAAACAUUCCAUUUAAUUAUUUUGGAAUUUGUGUACGUGUUUUUCAGAUCUUGUGGCCUAAAUCAGUAUAAUGCAAAAUAAAUAAAGUGAACACUGGACUGUGUGUGGGGAAUGCAAGUUUGGAUACUUAUUAUAGUUGACUUUUAAAAAGCUUCAUAUGUAGUUGUGAACAGUUCUUUAUAGGAAUGUUAUUCUUUUCGUUUGCUUUGUAUAGGAACAUAAGGUUAUAUGUUGUGAUUGUUUUAAAAUGUCAUGUAUUCUGAAAUUCAGACAUUGUAAACUUGAAAUGUUUAGAUGUUGUUUUUAACUGUCCUGUAAUUAAUUGAUUUUUUUUUUCCCUCUGAAGCUUUAUCAGCUAAAUCAUGACCCUCUAUGAGGCCAUAUGUCAAAGGAUUUUGUGUAUGAGUAAAAGCUGUGAGAUGAUUACACCUACGCCUUAUUCAGUCAGGCUGGAUCAUGCUAGACAGUGACUGGGAAAGUUGUUCCUCUAAGAUAUAUGGGGUGUUUUAAAAAAAUUUGAUGAUAUUUCACAAUCUAAUAACUUUACCAAUUCUCGUUCAAUUGACCUCAAAUUUUCACACCAUGUUUGGAAACUGGUCAGAAUUUUAUGUUGAAUGUUUGUUUUUUGUUUAUCUUUUUAGGUAUAGGAAUGCCAUUCACUGGAAAAGAAAAGGCAUUUUGUGUGUUGGCAUACAGUCGAACAAGUCAAAAAUUUGUGAAAUCGUUCAUGGAAUCCACAUACCUUUUUGAAUUUCUCAUUCAAAUUUUGAGGAAUAAAUCUUCUAUUGCUCAACAUUAAGCCUGUUCAGUUUCUUUUGCCUAGAGUAUGUAGUUUCUGGGAUAUUUACAUCUCAAAUAAUAUCAAUUUUAUUUUUGAAACACCCUGUAUUCCCCCCCCCCCCCCCCUUUCCUUGCCUCUUGUCCCUUUGAAGCAAUGUAUUUAGUCUUGUAAAGCAGAGCGCCUUAACUGUAGCACACUGCUCUUCCUGGCCUGCAACCUGAACUUUUGAGGCUAACAAUCUGAAAUGUGAAAGACUGUGCUAUUAUUUAAGCAGAAGUUGUCCAGUAUGGUGUGCUGUGUAGCCUGAUUUGGUCAAAUAAGCUUUGAGUCCAUUUAAGGAAUCCUUUGUUGGUUGUCUCCUUUUUCCAAAUGAGUAAAUUUGUUGAGGUUAAGUCGGCAUUUUGAGAGAUGCAUUGUAUUUAGGGUAACAAAGAGAGAAGCUAGCAAUCCCCCACCAACCCUCCAGUUUAUUUUCUACUGUAUAUCACGCUGCUAGAUUUUGACAGCUAUGCCUCACAAAUAGAAACCAUUUAAGCAUUUCUAUUAAGAACUUCAGUACAUGCAAGAAGGUGAUGAAAUGGAAGAAAGGAAAUAUCUUUCCCCAAUUCCACUAGUUAGGCUGUUCAAUGGAAUUUUUCUCCAUAACGCCUAACUAUAGGUACCUAAUAUGUUUCCAGUAAAAUCUGUGAAAUAUGACAUGAUUGUGAAAUCUGUAUGUAGCACUUGCUCAAUUUGGUCAUUAACAAAUGCACACGUGUGUGUGUGGUGGUAGUGGUUCCUUCCCCACUUAUAUUUGACAUUGCACAAGGCAAUCAUUUGGCCAAAAGCUGCUCCAUUCCAGUGUGAUGUUCUCAAUAAACCAACUGUCAAUUGUUUGGUAUGCAUUGUGCAAUAUCCAGCUUCUAGAUGUCAACCCGUUUUUCCAAAUAUGGCAAAAGAAUGUGAUUUAUAUAUGUGUGUGUAUGUGUAUAAUAUAUAUAUAUAAUUUUUUUUUGUGUGCGCGCACGCCAAGGCCAACAGACAGUAAACAGAUAAAAUCAAGGACACAAGGAUAAUUGCUAGGAGGAUUGGCUUUUGCACGUUCUCAAGGAAAUACAUUUCUUUUGAAGGACUUUAUGAAGUCCUUUGUACGGCAGUUUCAUUUCAUUUCUACAAUGCAGUUAAUGAACAACAAAUGAAACAAAAUAAAAAAAACAAACUUCAUAAUAUAUUAAUAUAUAGGAUAUGGUGGCUGAUUCUAUCACUUCAUCUUUUGAGUCCGUAUACUGAGUAAAUACAUUCGGUCAAAUCUCACUUCCUAUAUCUCAACAGGGUGUUUGUGGUAGAUUGAAACACCAGUGUCUUUAGUCUGAGCAUUUAUAGUGACGCAUUUUCCAUAACACAGCUUUCUGUAUCCGCUUUCUUUCUGUGGUAUCUGCAUGUUGUCCCAGUCUAAAUGAAAUAAGAGCAAAAUUAAUAUAGCAUGGGUUGAUUUUUAUUUGUUGGAUGUUUUGGAUGUGUGUGGAACUGCAGGUUUGUUUGUUUUUUUAUGUACAAUAUUCAAACUUCAGUGUCUGAAAUGUUUCAACAGAGAGAAAACUUGGUGUUUUAAUGGUCAUGAUGCUCUUUCUGAUCCUGCAUUAUAUUACAAUUCACCUUAAAGUGAAAUUUUGUACAUUUUCUUAUAGCAAUGUGAGUGUGAAUUGUUAUUUGACUUGAGCCUUGUAGUGUCUGCUUUUGUGACAAUGUCUUAAUGGUAUUUACUCAAACCUUUUUCUUUUUUUUUUGUAUCUUGUGCCUUGGAUAUUAAAUCUGUAGUAUAUUUUAAUGGCUAAAACAUACAUUAAUAUGACUUCAUACCAUUUUGUAGACAGAAUGCUGUUAGACUUACGAUGUAGCUAGUGAUUUGAAAAUAUUUUUUGAAGUGCUAUACUAUUGGUUUAAUAUGUGUGCUUGUGUUUAUUUUGAUAAUGACAAAUGUACCUUUAUUGUUUUGUACCUUUUUGGUGGUCCUUAUGCCAAGACAGAUUUGCUGAAUGAUGUUUUGUAAAGUCAGCAAGUUGCAACUGAAAUUAAAUGGUUACAACCUAGCAAAA